This is a messenger RNA of Epinephelus moara (kelp grouper), 1240 nucleotides long. RefSeq names its product teleost multiple tissue opsin 3a (gene tmtops3a). Gene Ontology annotation, cellular component: photoreceptor outer segment; membrane. NCBI's taxonomy places the organism in Eukaryota, Metazoa, Chordata, Actinopteri, Perciformes, Serranidae. Gene Ontology annotation, biological process: visual perception; G protein-coupled receptor signaling pathway. The coding region runs from base 65 to 1240 and encodes 391 amino acids. Gene Ontology annotation, molecular function: G protein-coupled receptor activity. The record is from RefSeq and is a predicted model, not a curated record. The transcript has 4 exons.
UGCAGCUGGAGCUGUGCAGGACUCUGUGCUUCUCUCCAGCCCUCUGCUCUCCUCUCUCUCUGCUAUGGUCGUCCACAUACGCGGUUGCAAUUUCAGCACCACAGACAGCUCUCUCUCCGGCUCCGGCUCCAGCCUCAGCAGCACCGUCGCCUCCACCCUGCGAGACUCCCCGGCGUCCCACAGCCCCGGCGGGCUGAGCCGGACCGGACACACGGUGGUGGCGGUAUGCCUCGGCUUCAUCUUAGUGGCGGGGAUCCUCAACAACUUUUUCGCUCUGCUCAUCUUCGCAAAGUUUCGCUCCCUGUGGACGCCCAUCAAUGUCAUCCUGCUGAACAUCAGUGUGAGCGACAUCCUCGUGUGCGUCUUCGGCACACCCUUCAGUUUCGCUGCGAGUCUGCACGGCAGGUGGCUCAUUGGAGAGUACGGCUGCAAGUGGUACGGGUUCGCCAAUUCCCUCUUUGGGAUUGUGUCCCUGGUGUCCUUGUCUGUCCUCUCCUAUGAGCGCUACACCGCCGUGCUGCAGUCCUCCCAGGUCGACAUCUCAGACUUCAGGAAGGCCUGGCUCUGCGUUGGUGGCUCCUGGCUCUACUCUCUCCUCUGGACCUUGCCGCCCUUCCUGGGAUGGAGCAGCUACGGGCCCGAGGGACCCGGUACCACGUGCUCCGUCCAGUGGCACCUCCGUUCACCCACCAGCGUCUCAUACGUGUUGUGUCUCUUCAUCUUCUGUCUGCUGCUGCCCCUUCUGCUCAUGGUCUACUCUUAUGGCCGAAUCCUGGUGGCGAUCAGGAGGGCGGGUAAGAUCAAUCUGCUGGCAGCUCAGCGCAGAGAGCAGCACAUUUUGACGAUGGUGUUGUCCAUGGUGUCCUGCUACAUGGUGUGUUGGAUGCCCUACGGCAUCAUGGCACUGAUGGCCACCUUCGGAAGCACGGGACUGGUCACUCCCUUGGCUAGCGUGGUGCCCUCCAUCCUGGCCAAGUUCAGCACUGUCGUCAACCCCGUCAUCUACAUGUUCUUCAACAACCAGUUUUAUGGAUGCUUUGUGGCCUUCAUAAAGUGCAGCGGGGAACCCUCUACUGUUCAAGGAGAGGAGCCAACAAAUCCGAGGAUGCAGUUCUCUGGUUUCCACAGGCAAAGCAGCCUCAACUCUUCACCCCAUCAGACCCCCAGUGGCUACAGAAGCGCCGCCCUCUGCAGCCGGCACAAUAACCACCACACUCUGGUCGUCCACUACACCCCGUGA